GAAGGUUCCGGACUGGGGCGUCUGGGCUCGCUGGUACCAUGGGUCGGUUCGAAGCACGCUGAGAGGGACGCGGACCCGCUGGGGACGGGAAGGGGAGCGAGGCUGGGCCAUGGCCGGCGCUCGGGCGGACGCGGCGGCGGCGGGAUCCUGGGCUGCACCGGGAGGAGCACUGUCGAGGGAGUCCGGGCUCGGGGAGCUGCUGCAGGAGUUCUCUCGAACCCAGUACCGGGCCAAGGACGGCGGCGGAACCAGCGGCUCCAAGGUGGAGCGCAUUCAGAAGAGGUGUUUGGAGCUGUUUGGCCGAGACUACUGCUACAGUGUGAUCCAGAAUGUGAACGGAGACAUUUGUGGCCACUACCCCCAGCACAUUGUGAUCCUAGAAUAUGAGAGUUCAGAGAAGGAGAAAGACACGUUCCAGAGCACGGUGCAAGUGAACAAGCUGCAAGACCUCAUCUGCCGCAGCAAGAUGGCCCGGUGCAGGGGGCGGUUCGUCUGCCCGGUAAUUCUGUUUAAGGGCAAGCACAUCUGCAGGUCUGCCACGCUGGCUGGCUGGGGGGAGCUGUAUGGACGCACCGGCUACAAUUACAUCUUCUCUGGGGGAGUGGACGAUGCCUGGGCAGACGGCGAGGAUGUCACGGAGGAAGACUGCACGCUCCGGAGUUCGGACACGCACCUCUUCGAUAAGGUCAGAGGCUACGACAUCAAGCUGCUUCGGUACCUGUCUGUCAAGUAUAUCUGCGACCUGAUGGUGGAGAACAAGAAGGUGAAGUUUGGCAUGAAUGUGACCUCUUCUGAGAAGGUGGACAAAGCGCAGCGCUACGCCGACUUCACCCUCCUGUCCAUCCCAUACCCAGGCUGUGAAUUUUUCAAGGAGUAUAAGGAUCGAGAUUACCAGGCAGAAGGGCUCAUUUUUAACUGGAAGCAGGACUAUGUGGACGCCCCACUCAGCAUCCCUGACUUCCUGACCUGCUCCUUGAACAUCGACUGGAGCCAGUAUCAGAGUUGGGACCUGGUGCAACAAACACAAAACUACCUGAAACUGCUGCUCACCAUCGUCACCCGAAACGAUGACAGCGGGCUGCUGGUCCAUUGCAUCUCCGGCUGGGAUCGGACGCCUCUCUUCAUCUCUCUGCUGCGCCUUUCUCUGUGGGCAGACGGGCUCAUCCACACGUCCCUGAAGCCUGCCGAGAUCCUUUACUUGACUGUGGCCUACGACUGGUUCCUCUUCGGGCACAUGCUGGUAGAUCGGCUCAGCAAAGGAGAGGAGAUUUUCUUCUUCUGCUUCAAUUUUUUGAAGCAUAUCAUCUCCGAGGAGUUCUCUGCUCUGAAGACACACAGGAGGAAGAGUCUGCCCACCCGAGACGGCUUCACGCUAGAAGAUAUCUGCAUGCUCAGAAGAAAGGACCGCGGUAGCACCACCAGCCUCGGCAGCGACUUCUCGCUGGUCAUGGAGAGCUCGCCAGGCGCCGCUCCCGGGAGCUUCACUUAUGAGUCUGUGGAACUGGUUCCUGCAGGGCCACAGACCCAGGCAGCUUGGAGGAAGACCCGGCCGUCCUCCCCACAGAGCGUGCUGUGGAGCCGGCCGCAGCCCACCGAUGAGCGGUUGCCUGGCCAGCAGUGCCUGGUAGAAGCCAAGUCCUCCAGCUCCUCAUCCUCCAACCACUCUGACGGCUUUUUCAGAAUUGGCAGCAGUCCCUUGGAGGUCCCCAAACCCAGAUCAGUGGACCAUCCCCUGCCCGGAUCCUCUCUCUCCACAGACUUUGGCAGCUGGCAGAUGGUCACGGGCUGUGGCAGUAUUCAGGAGCGGGCUGGCCUGCACCCAGAUUCUGCUCUCCCUUUCAGCUUCCCGGAUGAGCUCCCUAACAGUUGUCUGCUUGCAGCACUGAGCGAGCGGGAGACGCGGCUGCAAGAGGUGCGUUCCGCCUUCCUGGCCACCUACAGCAGCACAGUGGGGCUGCGGGCUGCUGGCCCCAGUCCAUCCGGUGCUAUUGGGGGUCUGCUGGAGCAGUUCGCCCGAGGCGUGGGACUCCGGGGCACCAGCAGCGCCUUCUGAAGCAGCCAGCCUACCUGCAGACUCCUGUUUUCUCUCACCUGAGCCCUGAGUGGAACCAAAGCCAUGCCUGGCCGAGGGGUACCUUGAAGCUGGGGGGAGGGGGCGAACGAAAAACGUUCUCCCCCCGGCUUUCUCCACAAUGUAUGUGGUGACCCCAGGCCUAGCAGGGCCAAGGAGAAGAUUCUCCAGCCUCCGCUUCCUGACCGUGCUGCUGCCGCCACCAUCACUGCCUCCCGCCCGUCGUGGUCGGAUCCCCAUUAAGUCUCGGUCACGUGGGGUUUCCUGUGGGGGCUGCGAGUUCAAAAAAGAUCCCCAGUCCCUGUUCACUGGGGAGGGUGGGUCACCUGCACUGAGAGAGGCAAUUUGACACAAAUCACACAAUAAAGUGACAAUUUUUGAA
Suncus etruscus (white-toothed pygmy shrew) is the source of this 2453-nucleotide messenger RNA. RefSeq names its product myotubularin related protein 14 (gene MTMR14). Gene Ontology annotation, molecular function: phosphatidylinositol-3-phosphate phosphatase activity. Bases 110 to 2053 code for a protein of 647 amino acids. The transcript is spliced from 19 exons. Gene Ontology annotation, biological process: dephosphorylation. NCBI's taxonomy places the organism in Eukaryota, Metazoa, Chordata, Mammalia, Eulipotyphla, Soricidae. The record is from RefSeq and is a predicted model, not a curated record.